Molecule: messenger RNA, 3848 nt
Organism: Mya arenaria
Lineage: Eukaryota; Metazoa; Mollusca; Bivalvia; Myida; Myidae
Exons: 7
Coding region: 304-1605 (433 amino acids)
Molecular function (GO): protein binding
Source: RefSeq, a predicted model, not a curated record
UCCAUUGAAGUUCAUUGAUUGCUAAGGUCAAAUAAAUAAAGAAAAAACGGAAGCACCCGAACCAAUGAACGAUCUCUGUAAUGAAAACAUCGUCGGGUCGGGAUUUUCCGUCAACCAAUCGUCGACAAAUCAUGUGCUCUGUGACCGUAUUAUGGCAAUCACGCAAUACUACAAUGUUGACAAAACGAACUGCGUAAACUGAGUAAUAUUUCAGGAAAGUGCUGUAAGGCAAACCAUUCAGAAUUUAACUCCUUAUUUGGCCAACCAUCAACUCUCUUGGCAGAUGAAAACUGGGAACAUAUAAUGGCUAUUCUAGUUAACUUUAUUUACCUUCUACUCCUGGUACCUGCAUCUUCUCUUGAGUCUAAAGAACCCAUUUGCCCUGAUGAAAAUACGAGAUUUGUCAAACAUAUCAUUGAAUAUGGUGGAUAUUGCGAGAAAUGUCCAAAAUGUGACGGCGGUGGAUUUUAUAAGGACAUUACAGUAGCUCGAGUCUUUGAUGAAAUGUAUGGGUUCACAAACUGUUAUCCUUGUGUGCCAUGCCAAAGAGGAAAAUACAGAGAAGCCGGGUCCAGAAGUGAAGUAUGCAACUAUUGCAACAAGAACUGUUCUGUAGUGUUCAGGUAUGAAUCGAUGCCUUGUGGAGGCUCCUCACCAGGACACUGCGGCCAGUGUUUUACAGGGAGGGAACCAGAAGAUGAAAUGCCUGAGAGUUUCUGCAAAGAGCCAGUUGGGAAAACUACUGCUCCUAGUACUACUAAAGAACUAGUGGGGAGAACAACAACAUCUCUUAAUGAGGCUUCAGACGUCCCAAAGAAGAGCAUAGACAGUGCAGGCGUUGCUAUCAUUAUGUGUACUGCGGUGCUCAUUUGUGUUGCAUUUGGAGCAGGCAUUUACCAUUUCCGUAAAGAUAUUUGUCGUCGCUGCAAUUGUGUCAGUGAAGGGGAUUAUUUUGGAUCGCAAGAAUCAAAGAGACCACUAAAGUCUGAUUGCAGCCUGGAAAUAGAUGGACCGAAUUCCCCAUGUCCAGAACUUGAGUCCCAUCCCGUUGACUUUGGCCCUCCAGCACUUGAACAAAUCCGUACUUACAUGCCUGAUUUCAAACUAGAUGUCGAAAGUGAAUCCACAAAAAAAUGCUUGAUUAUUGUUUCAACGAAGGCCAGCAAUGAGCAUAAGAGAAAUACUAUUUUUGUCUAUCUAAGAAUAGAAAAGGCAGUGUACGAACCAGAAGAAGAGCGUUGGUUGAAGGAAAAGCAAUCGUACCCGGAAUUUGUUUACAUGGUUCUUAAGACAUGGGUUCAGAGAGACCAUCACCCGACAUUUCUCAAACUUUAUGAUGCUGUUCGAAAAGCUGAUAUUGGUAUUGCCGAAGAGCUUCUAGAAUCUGUACACAUUCAGUAUCCGGUAGAGGAAGGAAGGAUCUCUUCAGAGCGUGAUGCGGAAAGAGAACUUGUUCCAUACACUGGCAUUCCAAUAUUGUCUAGAUCAACAUUUCAGUUUACAUCCAUAGAAAUCCCAGCACCGAGUACCGGUAGUACAGGAUCUGACGCGCAGUAUGUUUCGUCAGAUGAAUCAUUAGUUCUAAAAACACCGAACACUUCAUGAACAAAAGUAUUAUGUAACUUUAUUAUUUUAAAACAAAAUAUAUCAUGAGAUUAUGAUGAAGAACGGAUACUCUGAUUGCACAAUUUAGAUACCUUAGACAGUCUUAAGUCUGCUGGUCGGUUAUAGAAAGCACUUUAUUCUACAGAAAGAAGGUGAAGUUGUUGUAGUGGUCAGGUGCCCAUUCUCACUUAAGAUACCACUGGUUCGAGCCACCCCAUCGACAUGUUAACUCAGCCUCUUAAAUUAACACCGGUGCUGGUUUCUACAAACCAGGAAACUCGAGAGUGAUUCAGCUCUUAGUUGUCUCCGUAUUCUAGCUUAAAUUUAAGCCUGUUGAUCGUGAAAUGUUCAAAAGCCAUUCCAUACAAAAGUUGUUAAAACAUGACGUUGAACAUAAAUAUGGUAAGGUUUAAAUAACUGGUUUCAUUUCAUUGGGCUUUUUGUCAAUCCUCUGACAGGCAAUGACUGUGUAUGUGGCAGUUUAAAGUGUUAAGGCGAUACGAUUAGUUUAGUAGUUAUUGUUCAGCUCAAGCAAUAAUAAAUAUUGUAUGCAAUGUCGUUUAAACCAAUACUCAACCCAGAAAUGAUAAAUGAAAUAUGUUAAAAAUAGGUAUGUCCUUCAAGAACCCUGGUAUAAAUCAUGUUUAGAGAACAACUUUUGAACUUUUUGGUGAAUAUUUAUGCACACAUUUGUUUACAAAAGUAUGUAAGAAACGAUUUUAGUUUCUGUAAUAUGAUGCACUCCAAAUAAUAUUCCAUUUGUUUCAUUGUUUAAAUCAAUUGUAUAAAUAAUAUUCCAUUUACCUUUCGUUUCAUUGUUUAAAUCAAAUGUAUAAAUCAUUGUCAUAUCAUAUAUGAGCUUAUAUAUAUGUACCUUGAAUAUCAAAAACUGUAUUUAUUUUUCUUAAAAAAGAAAUCCCUAUUACAUUUACUAAUAUUCACCUUGUGAGGUACGGCUUAUUUUCCUUAAUUUAUUCGUUUUAAUCACCAUUGCUACUGUGAUGUACACUUUGAGUCACAUUUGUUUUAUUCUUUCCAUGUGUUUACUUAAUUUUUCAAGUUAAUCAUCAUUUUAUCUCGUAAUACAUUUACUCUGCUGAAUUGUAAUAUAAAAUCGCCUUUACUUAAUACAACAAUGCUCAAUACACGGCUAUAGAAUCUGUUGAAUGUAUUUUCUUCCAUAUUUAAUGUACUUAUAUAAUGAUCUUAAUUCUUAUUAUAUGAUAUCAUCUAGUCUAUUUGUUGUUUUGUUUUGGCUUUUUGUGUUUUUCAUCUCAGCUUUUCUAAAAAAUACAUAAUUUCAGUGAGUAAAAUCCAAUUCAAAGGGAGUUUUAUUGGCCAGUUUAGUAUCCAAACUUUGCCUUACAAGAAAUUAAUAUACUGUUUUACUUAAAUCAGUUUAUUUGUGGUUCAUACAUGAUAUGUAUUAAUCUGUUUUAUAUUGAUAUUCAUUCGUUUAUCAAGUAAAAUAACACCUUUGUAGUUAACUUAUCUCCAUGAAAUGCAUUUUCUACAAGGCCUAUUGCUGAUAUCACAUUUAUAAUAUGUACAUAUUUAUCACACUGCCGUAAUGUCAUCGUUGUUGUUGUGUUUCCAGCAGUAAGUUAUAUGUUGUGUAAAGUACGUGCUCAGUGUAUAUAAACUCAUUUGCAUUAAGUACAUUGAAAAAUUGUAUAUGGAAUUGUAGAUGUCACAUAAGAAUGUUGUACACUGGUCUAAAACUACAUGUAUACUAUGGUGGCAUAUAACUGCUGUAAGAUAUCCUGUUAACAUUCGCGAAAUCGCAAACCAUAACUAGAUAACCAGUUACUGCUAGAAGCCAAAAGUGCAUUUAUAAGUGGUAACACGAAUCUUAUCUAGUUAAUCAGUUAUUAUGUUACUUAUUAAGUGUAAUUCGCAAACCAUACCUAGUUAACCUGUAAGUGUUGUAUAGCUACAUAGUAUAAUAGGUGGCAGUUCUGGACUCUUUCAAGCCUGUUUUAAGUCUUAUGAUAUUCAUCUUACAAAAAAAUAUCGCGAUUAUUAACUAGAUAUCUAGAUAAUUAUCGCGAAAAGUAAAUGGUUAACACGAAACAAUUCGCGAACGCUAUCAGGUUAUCUUAAGGCAAUUGUAUGCCAUCAUACUGCAUUAUACUAUACUCGAGUAGUUUGAUACCGUGUAUAUAUUUGUAUUGUUUAUUAUUUACUCCGUUACGUUUUGUUAUUUUUGUAUGUUUUUUUUUUCAAUAAAACUAAUCAUGUCA